AGCGAGAAAGAAUAGAAGAAUACACUAUGAUGGAAUAUAUGGCACCCCUAAGCAAAAUUUACAAAGAAACAGGAACAGCAACAAACAAAAAGAUAAUUUUUAAAAGGAAUCCAACAAUAUACCAAAUGCUGCAUACAGACAAGCAAGACAUAGACCAGAACCUGAUACCAGGAGUUUAUAGACUACCAGUACACGAUGAAAGGUGACAAAAAGAGCUAUAUUACAUUGGAGCCACAAGGAGUUCAAGGCUAAAAGAGCAUAAAAAAAACGUACAGAAUGAACAGUCAGUAACAGCACUAGCAAUGUACCAUAUAUUAUGGCAGACCCGACAGAGGUCAUAGCAGAUUGGGAAAGAGCUAAAAUAAUACAAAAGAUCCAUGACAAGAGACACCUGAAAUAUGCUGAAGUAUGGCAAAUACAUAAGACAAACCAGGAAGGAUUAGUGAUAAACUACAGAGAGUCGAGUAAAGUCUCAGCAGUGUGGAGAACAGGCAUAAUAUGAUAAUUUUAGUACGAAAAAAGGGACAAACAGUAGAGAAGUUUUCUUUUAUUUUUUUUAUUCUUUUAUGUUAUUUUUUUUGUACAAGCCUGUGCACUAGAUAAGAAAAUUCAAAUGUUUAAAUGUUCCAAAAGAAAGUUCAUUAUAGAAAGCAAAAUCAGAAUCAUUUAAUUUUUCUGUUCCUGAGGAAGACCAUUCAAAAUGGCCGAAAACAUUUGGAAAAAUGAAUAAAAAGUGUAUUCCAUAAUACAAAAUGACUGAAGAAACUGAAGAUAUUUUAACCUUUAAAUUGAGUGAAAUGGAUAUAAAAUUUUCAAAUGACAAUGAUCCAAAAGGUGCAUUACCAGUAAGGUGCUGGGGACGUGGAUGGAAACGUCCAGACAUUAAAGACUUAGAUUUUUCAGGAUUUUUUCAGAAAUUUGAUAAAGAGAAUUUUCUUGCAUAUAAAAUGGGUAGUUCUAAAUCUUCAAGACUAUUCACUUCAAAACCUAUGAGUGAUGGCAUUAUGGAAAACAUAAAAUCUCAGUGUGAAAAUGUUCUUGGAAAUCAAAUAUCAGAUCAAGAAAUUAUUAAUGUUUUGUCAAAAAUGAAUGUAGGAGGAGAUGAUGAAGACAAAAAUCCAUCUGUAUCAAGUGAGCAGAAUAGAAGUUCUUAUGUAAACUGUCAUUUUACAGAAAAAAAACAUUCAGUAAGCAGCAAGCUCAACUCCAAAAGAUCUGAAAACAUUCUAAAUAAUUGUACUAAACCUCAAGAAGGUUUUAAAAUUAAAAAAAAAAGGAAAAAAUAUGCAUCUAAACAUAAUAAUACUUCUGAAGUUUGUAUGUCAUCAAAUUAUGGAUCUGAAUCUUCCUUAAGUCUUAAGAAUGCUGAUGAUGAAUAUGAUAAUUUGGAUGAGAAAACAGAUACCUCAUCCUACAAAGAAAGAGACAGUAAAAAUUAUUCCAUUUCUGUAUGUGAGGAAUUGAGGGAGAAGAAUUGUAUCAUUUUAGAAAACAUUCCUUCUCAAGUAAAUGAAGAUGAAUUACAUGAAUUUUUAAAUGGAUUUGGAAUAAUAAAAAACAUGAAAAUAAUAAAAAAUGAAACUAAUGCAUAUGCAAAUAUCAGGAUGGCUAAUGAAGAUGAUUGCAAUAAUAUAAUUGAAUGCUUGAAUGAAAGUUAUGCUUUUGGAACUGCAUCAUUACCAAUAAAAGUUUAUUUUCAAUAAAAAUAAAAGCAAAAACAAUUGUAAAUCUGAAAAUGAAAUUAACUUGUACAGAUCUUUGUAUGAAAUGUAAUACUACAAUUGGCAAAAAUCUCUACUAUCAGUCAGUUGGCAAUAUGUGGAAAAAUGAAAUUGCUAAGAAGAACAAAGAAGUAAUUAAAUUUCAGCCGAUUUAAAUAAGGUCUGUUUUUUAAUAAGAAGAAAAAUACUGUAAAUAUCAUUAAAAUAUAUUUUUUCACAUAUUCUACAUACUUUUAUCUACUUUUCUACAUAACAUCCAUUUUUGUUCAAACAAUUGUCAUUCCGCUCAAAAAUUUUUAAAAUUCCGACUUCAGAGAAAUCUGCUGCCUGCCACCAGAUGACAUUAGGCCACGCCGCUUGUCUUGUAUGGCACGACGGAAUUUUCUCAAGGUCACAAUAAGCAUCAGAAUUGAUUGUUGUGCCUCUUGGCAUAAAAUCCACUAACAAAGUCCCUUUCCUGUCUCAAAAGACAGUUACUAUGAUCUUUCGUGCUGAAAUCGAAUAACAGAUUGUAUCUUACAGUUGGCGGGUGACUCAAUUUUCUUAAACAUUAUAAACUUCUAUAGCUCAGCACACAGACAGACGAUACGGCUGCAAAUUGCAUAUAAACACCCGCAAAGCAUGCUGAAAGCAGAUGCUCAUGCACACUGCUGCAGUCGUGCAUCAUUCUCACUCUCAUUCACAAACAGAUCUUAUUUAAAAAAUAGCCCUCGUACAUUUUCUCAACUAAUAUCAUACUGUCUCUUUCUAUUCUUAUGAAUAUUUGUAAGGGUGAUAAAAAUGGAAAUUGUUAAAACAAUGUAAAAUAAUAUUAUUAUUUAUAUGUUUUAUUUGAUGGAAAUUGUUAAUGAAAAGUAAACUUUUGUAUGAAUGUACUGAAAAUUUACAAUUUAGCUCAAGGUAAAUUCACAUUCAUUUUAAUAGCUAAGAUGCUGCUAUUUUAUAUAUGUAAUCAAAUUAUAUUAUAUUAUAUAUUUUUUAAAAAUGCUUAAAUUUCAUUACUUUUGAAAUGAAGACUAUGAUUUUAUACUGAUUUUUCUAAUAAUAGAAUAUUCUGGUUGUUUUAAUGUUAAUUAUUAUAUCAGUGAUAGACAAAAGUAUUGGCACACAGCCACUUCUUAAAUUUUCUUGUAUAACUUUAAUAGUAAACUACUUGUAGCUCUGAAAUUUUCACAUAAUAAUUAGCUGUUACUCAUUACGUAAUAACACUAAAUAAAAAUAUUAUGUAAGCAGAGUUUAAAAUCUGCUACUCAUUAGCACCCCUCCCCCUUAACUCCACAUCUUCGAUUGUCAAGAAUUCGGAGAACUGAGGGAGUCACAAAGGGGAAGAAAUCGCUUGGUCAGGGGAUGGAAGAGAGUAAGGUCCCCACCUUUCAGACUGGACAUCUGUGGAACGGAUGUUAAAUUCAUCUGUGCUUGAUCACCUUUCCUUUUAGUUCAAUUAUUGUAGUCUUAACAUUUGUAAUAUUACAAAUUGGUGAAGUUGACAAGAUUUCAGUACACAGCUGUAUUUAUAUAGUUUUGAAGUAGAAUCAUGCUUUUCAAAUUCUUGGUUCAGAAGAUCAAAGACUUUUACAUUAUCUCCUGAUAUCAACUAGAAGGGGAAGACAAAUGGACAGAAGUCGACCAAGAAUUUCAAGGAAUCGAAAAUCGUCCCGCAAUUUUGUCCUCGGUUUUUCAAACUGCUAUCUGGACGAUGAUGAAUUAUUGGACACUAUCUAUUUCAUUAUCGGAGACAGAAGGUGAGCUUUAUCUUAAUAAAACUUUAAUAAGACCUGCUGCUUUGGACAGUUUGUGUGACCCAAAGUCGGAUGUGUUGGUGCAAAUGGUUCAGUUGCAAAAGCUGUACAUGAACCAAUAAGCCUGCAAAAGCUGUACAUGAACCAAUAAGUUGAAGAUUAUGAACUCUUUUCAGCAAACCAUCAAAAAAAUAUCACUAAACUCAUCUUGUGAUACAAUCAACAUAAAAAAUAAUAUGAUGGAAAACUGGAGGAAGUGCGUAUUUGGAUAAUUUCAUACAAACACGUGUGCAUCUCACAAUUGGAUUACAAGCAAAAGAUCUAUAACCUUCAAAAUUAUCUGGAAGGUAUUGCCAUAAAAUGAUACAAUUCUCGAGUAUUAGAUAGGGUCAGUGAUAAUUGGGAGGAAUGGAAAACUCCUUUCUUAGUGCAUUCAGACAGAAUCGGAUCCAACUGUCCAUAGUAGCGGAUAUGUGGGAAUAUUGUGGUGGUUCACUAUUAGAAUAUUAUUUUUAAAAACAAUGGCGUAUCCAACUUGCAUAUCCAGAUAUUGGGGAACAAAGCUUUAUCACCAUGGUAAUGUGUGGACUACCUGAAGAUAUGCAAGCUAUUCUUCUACAACACAAUUUGAAUGCAAAGAAAACUUAUAUGUCGGAUUGAGCAAAUUGGUACCUACCAAAAAAUCGGUACUGAGGAAAAUUGAAAGAAGGGAUAAUAAUAUUCAUGGUAACUGAAGUUUCACCUCUUUGAAUGAAAUUGAUAAUGGUCUCCCUUCCGUUAGUAACUAUUUGGAGAAUCUGGAAAAUAGGGAAGAUGCGUAAAACGAGUAAGGAAGGGUUUACCGAUCCCUCUGACAAAAUCGAAUCAUUGUUUAGUCAUGGAUCAUAAUGAUCCCCAAGUUUUCUCAAUGGAAGUGAAUAACAUGCAUUGCUUGGCUUUUCUAGAUCCAGAAUCCACAGUCAACCUAAUUAGUCCUAAACUAGUAGAUAAAUGCAAACUAAAAUCCCAUUCGAUACAUAGUCUUAAAAUCAUUUAAUGGAGCACUUACUGUAUAUAAAGGUGUUUUGGCCACUAUAAAGUUUAGAGACUGAACCCAACACAUAGUUCAUUUCCUUAACAAUAAUUGCUUCUAUGAUCUUUUGCUAGGGAUUCACACAUUGGGAAAACUUAAUAUCUGUUGGAAUUUUGGUAAGCAGGAAGUUUUAUUAGUUAAAACAGACAAAAUUAUAAAGAAGACAUUUUGCAGCAUUUUCUGGGCAUUGAUCAACCUGAAUAUACCAGACCCCCUAAGUUCACUGUCAAUUUUAAUAUAACAGAUAUGAAGGUGCUUAAAUGUAAACCCUAUCAGUUGUCUAAUGACAAAUAUCAGUGGUUAAGGAUCAAAAUAAAAGACCUGUUAGCAUAAGACAUAAUAGAAGAAACAUCAUCUCCUUAUGCUUCUUGUGUUGUUCUUCCCAAAGGGAAUGGUGAUUACAGAUUGACUCACAACUAUAUGAAAAUCAAUGAAGUGACUGAAUUGGAUCCUUAUCCCUUUCCUUUAAUAGAUGAUCAUCAAAUGUCAUGGCAUGCCACUACUGGUUACAGAGUGAGAGUAGCCAGAAGAAAGCCAUAUAUAAGUAAAUUUAAAAUUAAUCAAAAGAAGAGACUUGCUUCUGCAAAAGAUCAUAUAAGUAAACAAUUUGUUUUGGUCUAAAGUGUUGUUUUCAGAUGAAAGUAAAUUCACUUUAAUUCAUAAAAAUGGAAAAAAUUUACUUUGGAGAAAACCCACACAAAGCUAUUAGAAAAGAAUGUUCAAGCCACAGUAAAAAAGGGUGUUUUAGUGUGAUGGUAUGAGGUUCCAUGUCAGCUACUGAUAUGGGAAAACUUGUAUUCAUAGACAGUAUAAUAGAUAAAAUGAUGUAUUUAAAUAUUCUCAAGGGAAAUCUUUAGUAAAGUGUAAAUAAACUAAAUUUGGGCGAUGGCUUUUACUUUCAGCAGGACAAUCACUUGUAUUGUCCCUCAAUGACUACUUUAUCAUACACCUCACACUCUGAAACAUUCCCCACAAUCUCCAGAUUUGAAUCCUAUCAAACAUUUAUGGAAAAGACUUGAUGAUAGAAUGAGAAAAUAAGAGAUAUUAAACAUAUUAAACUUAGAUCAUUUCAAAGACUUCUCCUUGAAUAAUGGGAAAACAUUUCCUUUGAAAUCACACAAAAACUAGUGCAUGCAAUGCCAGAGAGACUAAAGAGCUAUUAAUAAGAACCAGGGAUUCACUACAAAAUAUAAAUUGUAAUAUACUUUUAGCAUUAUCUUCAGCGGUGCCAAUAAUACUUUUGUCCUUUAUUUUGAUGAGUAAGAAACUUUGUUAAUUUUUUAAGAGCAUAUCAUUAUGUAAUUUUAGUUUAAAAUUUUGUAAUGUAUGUCCAUUUUGUUACUGGAUGUAAAGGUUCUUUAAUGGUUGUCAUUACUACCAGUGAUUGAAGACAUCUUUAUUUUGUAAUAUACUUCAUAUUAUUCUUAACUAUAAUUAUUCUUAAUUACUUUAUUCUAACUAUAUUUCACUAUAAAUUCAAAAAUACCGAGUGUGCCAAUACUUUUGUUUACCACUGUAUAAAAAUGUCUUUUUGUACAAAAAUCAAUUAACGUAAUUAUCAGAUAAUAUACUUGAAUGCAUUAAAAUAUUAUUGAUGUAGCUAUUUCAUUUAUUAUUUUACAUCAGUUAUUUCAAAGUUUUUAAUAGAAGAUAAAGUAGAAAAGAUUGUAUAUACAUACACAUAUGAUGUGAUGAUAAAGUUCAGUGAACGGAAAUGUUAAGGUGAGUGAUUUCUGAAAAUGAAACUACAUGCAGAGUACAGCUUAGACAUUGUGCUAGCAAAUCAGGACUUGUUUUUGACUGGUUGAAAUUUGUAGCUUGUGCAUGUACUUGAUUAUAUGAGCUGUGUAUGUAAUGGUUGUCAUUAGCAAGAAAUAGAGCAAUAAAUUAACAUCAGGUUCUGCUUUAAGUUGGAUAAAACUGCAUCAGAAACUCAUGACAUGCUGAAAACUAUUUAUGGAGAUCGAGCAGUGACAAGUGUGUUCAUGAUUGGUUCAAACAUUUUUAUGAUGGAAAGUAGGGUAUUGAAUGUACUAGUUUUGUGUGAUUUCAGAGGAAAUGUUUUCCAUUAUUCAAGGAGAAGUCUUUGAAAUGAUCUAAGUUCAAUAUCUCUUAUUUUCUUACUCUAAAUAAAUCUCUUGAAGAAGCUUCCCUUAGUCGAUGGCCCACAACCUCCAAGCCAUCCAAUAAUGUGGAAAGAGUUUGUGAUCUGAUAUUGCAGGAUUGACAACUGAGUGUUCAGAUGAUGUCUGAAGAACUAGGUAUAAACCUUGAAACAAUCCAUCAGAUAUUGACAGUAGACUUAGGAAAGUGCAAGAUCUGUUCCAGGUUUGUGCCCUAUACACUCACAGCAGAACAAAAGCAGGAAGGACUUGAUGUGUGUGACAAUGACUCUGCAUCUUUGGGGCCAAUAAUAACAGAAUGAGACCCGGUGCUUUAACAUGACCCAGCAAAAAGACAAAGCAUGGAAUGGAGAGGUGUUAGAUCUCUAAUGUCUCAAAAUGCCAGUUUGCAAAAAUCAAAGAUAAAAACUUUGCUCAUUGCCUUUUUUUAUAAAGAUGGCUUGAUCCACAAGGAAUUCGUCCCAGAAGGGCAAAUUGUGAAUGGCAAACUACAGGGAAGUUCUCAACCAAUUGCUGCUUUGUAUUAAAUGUGUGUGGUCUCAUACAGCUGAAGUAGUUUGUAGCUACAUGGAAUUGUUGAGCUGAACCAACUGCAUUAUUCACCCGAUUAGCUCCAGCUGACUUUUUUUUUGUUUCUACAAUUUGAAGCUGUUGAUGAAGGGACAGAAAUUUGCAGAUAUUCCAGAUAUCCAAGUGAAUGUGACAUCCAUUAUGAAGGCAAUACCAAAGGAUUUUUCUAAAGCUUUCCAGUAUUUGAGUGUUGUCAAAAGUGCAUCAUAGCACGGGUGAUAUGAUGUACUUUGAAUGCCAGUAAAGUUUGGUUGCAUUUCAUAAGGAAAACAAUUUUUUAUUUUUUUUAA
Centruroides sculpturatus (bark scorpion) is the source of this 7515-nucleotide messenger RNA. RefSeq lists its product as uncharacterized. Bases 753 to 1703 code for a protein of 316 amino acids. The transcript has 5 exons. The record is from RefSeq and is a predicted model, not a curated record. NCBI's taxonomy places the organism in Eukaryota, Metazoa, Arthropoda, Arachnida, Scorpiones, Buthidae. Gene Ontology annotation, molecular function: RNA binding.